Helianthus annuus (common sunflower) is the source of this 3230-nucleotide messenger RNA. Its product is annotated as 5'-3' exoribonuclease 3. NCBI's taxonomy places the organism in Eukaryota, Viridiplantae, Streptophyta, Magnoliopsida, Asterales, Asteraceae. Gene Ontology annotation, biological process: nuclear-transcribed mRNA catabolic process. The record is from RefSeq and is a predicted model, not a curated record. The transcript has 23 exons. Gene Ontology annotation, molecular function: RNA binding; 5'-3' RNA exonuclease activity. Gene Ontology annotation, cellular component: nucleus. Bases 116 to 3028 code for a protein of 970 amino acids.
CCUCAUUUCCACUUCAUAGUUCAUACGUACGGUUAUACACAAAAACAAACAACCCACCCACCCCAUUCUUUCUUUCUUUUUCUUUUUCUUGAAGAAGCUUUUGCAGAUCCCAAACAUGGGUGUACCAUCUUUUUACCGAUGGCUUGCUAACCGCUACCCUAAAACAGUGGUCAACGCGGUGGAGACCACGGAGGAACACGACGGAAGUUCACCCAACCCUAAUCGCAUUGAGUUUGAUAAUCUUUAUUUAGACAUGAAUGGUAUUAUUCAUCCAUGUUUUCAUCCAGAACAAGAUGAUCAGGUGAACAGUCCGGUAACGUACGAUGAAGUUUUUGAUAAUAUAUUUGAGUAUAUAGACAGAAUCUUGAAUAUUGUGAGACCAAGAAAGUUGUUGUAUAUGGCCAUUGAUGGAGUGGCUCCAAGAGCCAAAAUGAAUCAGCAAAGAAGUCGCAGGUUUCGUACGGCAAAAGACCGUCAAACCCUCGAAGAGGAGGAAGAUAGGUUGAGAAAACAGUUUGAAAUUGAAGGUAAAGAUGUAUUUCCGAAAGUGGAAUCGCGUGUUGCGGAUUCGAACGUAAUAACUCCUGGUACGGAGUUCAUGUACGAGUUAUCUAAGCAGCUUCAGAGUUAUAUUCGUUUGCGUAUUGCGAACCAUCCUGCAUGGCGAUCGCUACGGGUGAUUCUCUCUGAUGCAAGCUCUCCAGGAGAGGGAGAACACAAAAUCAUGUCGUUUAUACGGCGUCAACGCACUUGCGAAGGAUAUGAUCCGAAUACGAGACAUGUCUUGUAUGGUCUGGAUGCAGAUCUUAUAAUGCUAGCUCUAGCAACCCAUGAAAUUCAUUUUUCGAUUCUACGAGAGAAUGUUCUUGUUGAACCGACUGCUGCUACAUCAACGAGUAAAGCCAAGUUUGAUUCAAGCCGAGGAUUGGAUGACACGGCUGAACAAAUUAGCCGUCUUGACAUUUCAGAAGUUAGCAAGAAAAAGUCAUUAGUGAAGAAGCCAUACCAGUUUCUUCAUGUUUGGAUACUCAGAGAAUAUCUGAAGCUGGAUUUGAAAAUCACCGAAAUGCCAGAAAAAUUUGUGCCUGACGUUGAAAGAUUGAUCGAUGAUUUUAUAUUCAUCUGUUUUUUUGCUGGAAAUGAUUUUCUUCCUCAUAUGCCGACGUUAGAGAUUCACGAGGGUGCGGUUGACUUGUUGAUGCAUGUAUACACGGAGGAGUUCAAAAAUCUUGGAGGGUAUCUUGUUGAUGUUCAAAGGAUCAACGAAAGGAAAGGAGCUUACAUAAAGCUGAAAAGGGUUGAAAAGUUCAUCCUCGCAGUAGGAGCGUAUGAAGAUCGAAUCUUUAAGAAGAGAUCAGCGAUUUAUGAAAGCAGAUUGAGACGCAUACUUUCCGACAUCCAGGCUGAUGAAGGCCAUGAAGAAGAGGACUUGUUUCCUGUGAUGAGUUCUACUUCUAAUCAGAAAGACUUUAAUCACGACAUGCAGAUUUAUGAGAACACGAAAAUGUUGAAGGAACAAUUGAAGUCUUAUACUCGUGAGAAAUCGGAUGUAUUCAAGAAUGGUCUUGUUACAGACAUGGUGAAAUUUGGUUCUCCGGGAUGGAGAAAACGUUACUAUAAAUGCAAGUUUUCUGUUGAAACUGAUGAGGAUAUGGAGAAAAUAAGGAAGAACUUGGUUGAGAAGUACACACAAGGGUUGUGUUGGGUUCUUCUUUAUUACUUCUCGGAUGUUCCCUCAUGGACUUGGUAUUAUCCAUACCAUUAUGGGCCUUUCGCAUCCGACUUCAAAGGUCUCUCUAGCAAUAAGGUUAUAUUUACGAAAGGAUUGCCAUUUAAACCGUUCGAUCAGCUCAUGGCGGUGCUCCCCCCUACAAGUGCUCAUGCGCUUCCAGCGCAGUAUAGAUUACUGAUGACUGACGAAGAAUCAAGUAUUCUUGAUUACUAUCCAUCUGAUUUCGACACCGACACAGAUGGGAAAAGAUUUAUUUGGCAGGGUAUAUGCAAACUCCCUUUUAUUGAUGAGGAUCGCCUUCUUUCUGCAACAAAGAAGAUCGAGAAGGACCUAAGCGCGGAGGAAGCGAAAAGAAACAUGGAAAAUCUUGAUCAGUUAUUUGUACAUUCAUCAGAAAAUCUUGCUUCGCGAAUCCUCUCUUCUUUCAAUGACAUGGGCCUUAUCAAGCAGGGUGGUAACUCGAUCAAGAUUGAUUCUGACCCAAGCGGUAAUAUAAGUGGUUUUGUCCAACCUAAGCUGGAUUCGGUGAACGAUCUUGAUGUUUUAUGUGUGUAUUAUGAGUUACCAUGCUUUUCUCCGCAUAUUCCGCGCGUGCUCGCUGGGUCAACCUUCCCUGAAACGGAUGUGAGCGAGGCCGAUAUUGAAGAGAGGCAGCUAUGGCAUGAUAUGUAUGGUUACAAUAAUAGCCGAAACUACAGAUCUCACAACCGAAGUGAAGGAUCAGACGGAAACCCUAAUGCCGGUUUUAGGAACUCUUCUCCCAAUGUUGUGAACAUAGGUGCCGGAAGUGACUGGAAUCCUAGAGGCCGGGGUAGAGUUCACAACUCCCCUCAUAGUGGUUCAUAUAAUGGAAACCCUAAUACCGGUUUUAGGAAUUCUUCUCCCGAUGUUGUGAACAUAGGUGCCGGAAGUGGCUGGAAUCCUAGAGGCCGGGGUGAAGUUCACCGUUCCCCUCAUAGUGGUUCACAUAACGGAAAUCCUAAUACCGGUUUUAGGAAUUCUUGUCCCAAUGUUGUAAACAUAGGUGGCGGAAGUGGUUGGAAUCCUAGAGGACGGGGUGAAGUUCACCGCUCCCAUCAUGGUUCUGGUGGUUCAUAUCAUGAUGCAGCAAGGACCGUAGAUGAUCAACCUAGAGGCCAGUCUUGGUGUGCGAACACUUAUGGGAGAGGUACCGCACGAGGGAAUGUGAGUGGUUACUAUGGACGUGGUUAUCACACGAUGAAUAGAUGGGGUGGGUCGCAAUCGAGGCAUGACCGUGGGGAUGCCAACGUUGGUAGUUGGCGAAGAACGAACUGAGUUUUGAGGAGCUGCCAGGUUGGUAGUAACCUGUAUGGUUAGCGGAAAACUGUGCACUACUUUUGGGUCCUUAAUGUGUACAAUUUAUAGUGUGGGAGACUUUUUGUUAAUUGCCUCAUGGAAUGGCAUGUUUUGUAAUUAUUUUGUUGUGUUCAUUGGUUUUGAAAACACAAAAUGUAAUGAAAGAAGGAAGGAUGAAACG